Messenger RNA from Cyanidioschyzon merolae strain 10D, 1113 nucleotides. RefSeq lists its product as hypothetical. The record is from RefSeq and is a predicted model, not a curated record. Gene Ontology annotation, molecular function: GTPase activity. The transcript has a single exon. The coding region runs from base 1 to 1113 and encodes 370 amino acids. NCBI's taxonomy places the organism in Eukaryota, Rhodophyta, Bangiophyceae, Cyanidiales, Cyanidiaceae.
AUGGAACCCUCAGGCAAGCGACCGCUUUUCGUGCAACUCGUCACGGGGCCGCCAGGCAGCGGGAAGACCACCUUUUGUGCCGCAGUUUCUCGCGUUCUGCUUGGCAUCGGGCGGGCGCACGCGCUCGUCAAUCUCGAUCCCGGUGUCGGCAGUACGGAAGUGCUACCCUAUCAACCAGAUAUAGACAUUCGCGAGCUGGUGGUCUGCGAGAACGUGAUGAAACGCUUCCAGCUCGGCCCGAACGGAGCACUCCUCUACUGCAUGGAUUAUCUCUGGGAAAACAUUGAUUGGCUGGAAGGUGCACUGCGAGACAUAUAUGAUGGCCAGGGCAGCGAUCACGGGUCGGACACCGCCCGCAGCACCACUCCAGAGAUGGACGCGCAGCCUCGUCGCGAGAAAGACGCCAGCGCAAACUAUGUUAUCGUUGAUAUGCCGGGCCAGGUCGAACUGUUUGUGCAUCACAAUGCAACGCGAAAGGUUAUUCAUUACCUAACGAUGCACGAUCCAAAGCGGCGCUGGUCUGAUCUGCGAGCUGUGGUGGUGAAUAUCGUUGAUGCUCAAACCUGCACGGAUCCUCAUAAAUUCAUGUCGGCAUCCGUAAUCUCCCUGAUGACAAUGAUGAAUUUCGGUCUACCGCAUGUGAACGUGCUCAUGAAAUCGGAUUUAUUUCAGGCGGAGUACGAACGAAGAUUGGUUGAACUGGAGAGCGAAACGGAGAUGUGCGCCCGUGACGGGACCUUGCGCGACGACGCUGCCAGUGGUCCAGAAGGCGAUAAUCUCGUACCGUCCCAACUUUUGUACCAGUUGGACAUCUACGCAGACAGCGAGGACCCGUUGAUGUUCAUUGCAGAGGGCGAUGACCCAGGUACCAAACUGAGUCGAGCGAUCGCAGAGCUUCUCGGCGACUACGGUCUAGUUCGCUUCGAGACUGCCAGUGCACGUGACCCGUACUCGAUUUUACAAGUUUUGGAGCACAUCGAUCGUGCGAGCGGAUAUUGCUACAUUGAACAGGAUAUGCAGAAUCUGCUUGAAAUGAGACAGGCAGUACAGCAAGCGAAAGCACCACCAAAGCGGCCCCAUUCGGCAGGUUCAUCUGCAUCGCCUGCUGACUAG